This is a messenger RNA of Ilyonectria robusta, 770 nucleotides long. RefSeq lists its product as uncharacterized. Lineage: Eukaryota; Fungi; Ascomycota; Sordariomycetes; Hypocreales; Nectriaceae. Bases 217 to 675 code for a protein of 152 amino acids. The transcript has 3 exons. The record is from RefSeq and is a predicted model, not a curated record.
CCUACAACGGAAAUGACCGCGCUGGCCACUCUUCGGCCCCGUGGCGACCUUUCAUGACGAAGCUACCUGCCUGGAUGCCACCUUACUGGUUUCCAAUACCCAGCCGCCCAACUCCCCCCUGGUAGUUAAAUUCUCUAGCUCUGUUCCGCCUUAGCGAGCUAUGACUCACCGAAUUGAUUUACUGUAUCACCGCCUUGAUUGAACAGUUGCUGCUGGAUGAGUAUAUAUUACCCAUACCCUCCCUCUACACAUCUUUCCCAUCAAACUUUCUCUCCAGCAUUGAGUGCUAUUGCCACCACGUGUUGCACUUUGUUUUCCAGAAUGGUCACCUCGUCCGAGCUUGAUGACAUGUGUAGAGAGGUCCACCUUACGAUCCCUACACAAGUUGGAUACCGGAUUUUUCCAAAUGCGCUCAAUCAAAGAAAUUUCACACAAAAACCAACACAGGAACAGCUUGACAAGUUCAUAACUGCCCUUAGCCCCAAGAACAAGAAAGUACUCAAUGGGACUGUCAACAAAGCAGAAGGAAAAGAAACAGAUGAUCUAUCAAAUGACAUCAAUGAUUAUGCUAUUCAAACGUUGAGUGACUCUGAUAUAGCAACUAUCGUACAGGCCGACAACCAUGCUUGGUGGGAAAAUUGGAAGAACUGGGUGGCGUCAUUUUUUGUAAGGUAGAUUAUACGAAGCGUAACAUACUAUUACCGCAGCUUCACAGAAAGAAUCUCGUCUCAGAAUCCGUGCCUAAGGCUUAGUUUCUGUUUGAUCUGAAC